UGGCCGCCAUUGUAUUGCAGCUCUCCUCCGCACAAAUCAACCAUGCGCUCGUCGUCUACCGUGUUGCGCGUCUGUUUGGGCGUCGCCCUGAUCCAGCUGUUCGGCGGUGUCAUCGCCGGCCCCGUCCCCGACCCCGUACUGCACGUUUCGCUCGAGACCGUGCCGGAUCUGGAGGCGUUCCGGCGGGCCAACCCGGACCUCCAGGUCACCCCGCUCGUGCCGGUGCGCCAGUCGGAGGUGUUCGCGGGCGGCAGCACGCGCCAGCAGAUCGUGUACAGUGUGGGGGCGCAUUCGGCCAGCGAGCGGCUGGUCGGGCUGUCGUCCAACCAGCAGUCGUGGCCGACGCCCCAGGACGUCCGGCUCGAUCUGCAGUACCCGACGGCCGGUGUCGGCGCGGUCGUGUCGUACGUGGAGGUGGUCGUGCAGCAGAGCACCGCCCAGGGUCGCGGUUACGUCGUGUCGGGCGGUGUCGGCCAGCGCCAAAUACGGCUCGUGAUCGAAGCGUACAGUACGCUGUACUUCAGCUACACUGCUGCCAUCUACGGGUUCUAGCGGGCGGUUUAUGGCAGUUCGGAAGCAAUGAUGGAGGAUGGUAGCAGCGCUUCGUGUAUUUUGGGUUUGGAUCGCUUAGAAACAGUGUAGUUGACACUUAAUAAAGCUAUAUUUAUUUGAAAUCUA
This is a messenger RNA of Anopheles coluzzii, 678 nucleotides long. RefSeq lists its product as uncharacterized. The transcript has a single exon. NCBI's taxonomy places the organism in Eukaryota, Metazoa, Arthropoda, Insecta, Diptera, Culicidae. Bases 43 to 552 code for a protein of 169 amino acids. The record is from RefSeq and is a predicted model, not a curated record.